CCAAAAAAACCAAAAGCAGGAGAGGAAAAAAUAAAAGCGAGACGAGUUUCGGAGAGAGAAAAUUGAGGAGGAGGAGGAGGAGGAGGAGAGAGAAGGGGAGAUAAGAGGCGAGGAGGGAGGGACGCGGCGGCGGCUCGGUGGAGAAGGAAGGGAGCAGACGGAGGCGGCGGGCGGCGGCGGCCAAACCCUAGGUGGAAGCUGUGAGGAGGAGGAGGAGGUGUGGGGGUGGCUCUCUGGCUGGUCGGAUUCGGCCGGCGGGGAGGCGCCAGAUCGGCGGCGGGGCGCCGCCGGGAGCGGAGGAGGAGAUCCGGGGCCGGAGGGUCGUGAGCUUUUUCUGUGGCCGUCGGUUUGGGGGUUCUCUUGUUGGGUUUUUGUUGCUGCUGUUUUUUUUUGUGGAGGUUUGAGCGAGUAGAGGGGUGUUUGGUGCGGCCGUUUGAGGCGGUUUGGGGUGGUUUUAGAGGGGAUUUGGGAGGGGAUCUGCCGCGGAAGCGGGGUUUUCUGCUCGGUUUUGAGAGCUGGAGGCGCAGGCUGGGAUCGGCGGAGCCAUGUCGUCGCUUAGCAGGGAGCUGGUGUUUCUCAUCCUGCAGUUCCUUGACGAGGAGAAGUUUAAGGAGACGGUCCACAAGUUGGAGCAGGAGUCUGCGUUUUACUUCAACAUGAAGCAUUUCGAAGACCUGGUGCAGGGAGGGGAGUGGGACGAGGUGGAGAAGUACCUUAGCGGCUUCACCAAGGUGGAGGACAACCGCUACUCCAUGAAAAUAUUCUUUGAGAUCCGGAAGCAGAAGUACCUCGAAGCCCUUGACAGGCAUGAUCGAGCCAAGGCGGUGGAGAUACUCGUUAAGGAUCUCAAGGUGUUUGCCUCAUUCAAUGAGGAGCUCUUCAAGGAGAUAACUCAGCUGCUGACGUUGGAGAAUUUUAGGCAAAAUGAGCAGUUGUCCAAGUAUGGGGACACAAAGUCAGCCCGGAAUAUCAUGCUCAUGGAGCUCAAGAAGCUUAUCGAGGCAAACCCACUGUUCCGAGACAAGCUGAAUUUCCCUCCAUUUAAAGUUUCAAGACUCCGCACAUUAAUCAAUCAAAGUCUUAACUGGCAACAUCAGCUAUGCAAAAAUCCUCGACCAAACCCUGACAUCAAGACACUUUUCACUGAUCACUCUUGUGCCGCUCCUACCAAUGGAGCCAGAGCUCCUCCCCCUGCAAAUGGGCCUCUUGUCGGACCAAUCCCUAAGUCAGCUGCAUUUCCCCCAAUGGGUGCUCAUGCGCCAUUUCAACCUGUGGUGUCACCAUCUCCAAAUGCAAUUGCGGGUUGGAUGACAAAUGCAAACCCCUCUUUGCCACAUGCUGCAGUCGCACAAGGACCACCUGGUCUUGUUCAGCCUCCAAACACAGCGGCAUUUCUAAAACAUCCAAGGACUCCAACAAGUGCUCCUGGCAUUGAUUAUCAGUCUGCAGAUUCUGAACAUCUGAUGAAAAGAAUGCGUGUAGGCCAACCAGAUGAGGUGUCCUUUUCUGGUGCAAGCCACCCUGCCAACAUUUAUACUCAAGAUGACCUUCCAAAACAAGUGGUUCGCAAUCUUAACCAGGGUUCAAAUGUUAUGAGCCUGGAUUUCCACCCUAUUCAACAAACCAUUCUUUUAGUUGGAACAAAUGUUGGUGACAUUGGGAUAUGGGAAGUUGGCUCACGAGAAAGGAUAGCUCACAAGACAUUCAAAGUUUGGGAUAUUGGUUCUUGCACCUUGCCUUUGCAGGCUGCAUUAAUGAAGGAUGCUGCAAUAUCUGUCAAUAGAUGCCUGUGGAGCCCUGAUGGAAAUAUUCUAGGUGUUGCUUUUUCAAAGCAUAUUGUUCAGACGUAUGCAUUUGCGCUCAAUGGAGAAUUGCGGCAGCAAGCAGAGAUUGAUGCUCACAUUGGUGGGGUUAAUGACAUUGCCUUCUCGCACCCCAACAAGACCCUCUCAAUUAUUACUUGUGGUGAUGAUAAACUCAUUAAGGUAUGGGAUGCUCAAUCAGGACAAAAGCAAUACACAUUUGAAGGUCAUGAAGCUCCAGUUUACUCUGUUUGCCCUCACUACAAGGAGUCUAUUCAGUUUAUAUUCUCUACUGCCAUUGAUGGGAAAAUUAAGGCAUGGCUAUAUGACUGUUUGGGCUCAAGGGUUGACUAUGAUGCUCCUGGACAUUGGUGUACUACCAUGGCUUACAGUGCUGAUGGAACAAGGCUCUUCUCAUGUGGUACUAGUAAAGACGGUGAUUCACACUUGGUUGAGUGGAAUGAGACUGAAGGAGCUAUUAAGAGGACAUACAAUGGCUUUAGGAAGCGCUCACUGGGUGUUGUCCAGUUUGACACAACCAGAAACCACUUCUUGGCUGCUGGAGAUGAAUUCCUUGUUAAAUUCUGGGAUAUGGAUAGCACCAAUAUACUUACGACAACAGAUUGUGAUGGUGGACUGCCAGCAAGCCCACGCUUAAGAUUCAACAGAGAAGGUUCAUUGCUUGCUGUUACAGCAAAUGAAAAUGGAAUAAAAAUAUUAGCCAACACUGAUGGACAGCGUUUGCUAAGGAUGCUAGAGAGCAGAGCUUAUGAGGGCUCUCGAGGGCCUCCUCAACAAAUUAAUACCAAGCCCCCAAUUGUGAACACCCUUGGUUCUGUUUCGAAUGUGUCUAGUCCUAUGGCAGUGAACUCGGAGAGACCUGAUCGAGCACUGCCUACAGUGUCAAUGAGUGGCUUGGCACCCAUGGAUGUUAGCAGAACCCCUGAUGUGAAGCCAAGAAUUGCAGAUGAAUCUGAAAAGGUUAAAACUUGGAAGUUGGCAGACAUUGUUGACUCAGGACAUCUCCGAGCACUGCGUAUGCCAGAUACAUCAGCAACUUCAAGCAAAGUUGUCCGUCUGCUAUAUACAAAUAACGGGAUUGCACUUUUGGCUCUUGGCUCCAAUGCUGUUCAUAAGCUGUGGAAAUGGCAACGCACUGAAAGGAAUCCUAACGGCAAGUCCACUGCAUCUGUUACCCCUCAAAUGUGGCAACCAGCAAAUGGGAUUCUAAUGGCGAAUGAUACUAGUGAUGGCAAUCCCGAAGAGGCAACUGCAUGUAUUGCUCUGUCCAAAAAUGAUUCUUAUGUGAUGUCUGCAUCUGGUGGCAAAGUUUCAUUGUUCAACAUGAUGACAUUCAAGGUCAUGACUACUUUCAUGGCACCUCCACCUGCUGCAACAUUCCUGGCAUUCCACCCCCAAGACAAUAAUAUUAUUGCUAUUGGAAUGGAAGACUCUACCAUUCAAAUCUAUAAUGUCCGUGUUGAUGAGGUUAAAAGCAAGCUCAAGGGACAUUCGAAAAAGAUCACCGGGUUGGCAUUUUCACAGUCAAUGAAUAUGCUUGUAUCUUCAGGGGCUGAUGCUCAGCUAUGUGCUUGGAGCAUUGAUGGUUGGGAAAAGAAGAAAUCGAGAUAUAUCCAACCUCCACCAAAUCGUUCUGGUGCUUUAGUUGGUGAUACAAGGGUGCAGUUUCACAAUGAUCAAACACAUAUUCUGGUGGUUCAUGAGAGCCAGUUGGCGAUCUAUGACGCAAAGCUAGAAUGCUUGCGCUCGUGGUCUCCAAGAGAGGCACUCUCCGCCCCAAUUUCGAGUGCAAUAUACUCAUGUGAUGGUCUCCUCAUCUAUGCUGGAUUCUGUGAUGGUGCAAUUGGAGUAUUUGAGGCAGAGUCUCUUAGGCUGCGAUGCAGGAUAGCACCUUCUGCAUACAUACCACCCUCAAUGUCUAGCGGUGGAAGUGUCUACCCCAUGGUUGUUGCUGCGCAUCCCUUGGAGCCAAACCAGAUUGCAGUUGGCAUGAGCGAUGGUGCUGUUCAUGUGGUGGAGCCGUUGGACACAGACCCAAAGUGGGGAGUGGCGCCUCCUCAAGACAAUGGAGCCCACCCCACAAUAUCAGCGGCUCCGGCAGCAGCUAACAAACCAGAAGUCUGAUCAGCCCUCUAGUGACUUGGCCAGUAGUGCCAAAAUUCGUUAGCCCAAAGAACUGUAGGAUUGUAGGAGAUAGGGAGAAAGAAGAAACAGUUUAGAUUUAUGGGAUGAGGUGAUAUGUAUCAAGUCUGCAGCGUCUCCUUUGGCUGUGGCAGCAGCACAGGUGGUGAUUGAUGAUGAUGACAUGUCUAAAUUAGUUUUUGGUUCUUUUUUUUUGCCCCCACCAAAAAAAAUAUUGACCUCACCUGGCGGCUGCCGCAGUGUCUGUGCCGGAGAUGGCUGCCAUCUUUCCCUCCUUUGUAAAGCUUUUCCAGCUCUGAGCUAGUGGUGGUUGGUACCUUAGAGAAUGUUCUUUUGCUCCCUGCCCUUUUUUGCGGGGCAGGCAGGUAUUCCUAGUGUAAAAUAUGGUUGGCGUGUUGGAUGGUGGUAUUUGUUUUGGCCCGCCUAAUGUGUGACUGAUUCAA
Molecule: messenger RNA, 4408 nt
Organism: Oryza brachyantha (malo sina)
Lineage: Eukaryota; Viridiplantae; Streptophyta; Magnoliopsida; Poales; Poaceae
Product: protein TOPLESS-RELATED PROTEIN 2
Exons: 25
Coding region: 546-3947 (1133 amino acids)
Biological process (GO): regulation of DNA-templated transcription
Molecular function (GO): protein binding
Source: RefSeq, a predicted model, not a curated record